This is a messenger RNA of Closterium sp. Naga37s-1, 4335 nucleotides long. The record is from the annotation of a GenBank genome assembly. Lineage: Eukaryota; Viridiplantae; Streptophyta; Zygnematophyceae; Desmidiales; Closteriaceae.
AUGGGUCACGCGGCGUUUCAGCUCGUUCGCGCCGUAACCCUAACGGACACCUCUGGCAGCUCUCGCUCUUCUCCCAAUCCCCCUAGCACCGCCCUCAGUCGCUUCCUCGGUCCCGCUGCGACGGCGACCCCGAGUCCGAGUCGCAUUCUCUGCUGCACCCAAUGGCGCUCCUCCAUUCUCAUUGGCUGCAGCGACGGCGCGCUGUUAGACUACCGCCCGGCAGGAGCGGCAGCAUCAGCAGCGGCGGACCAAUCAGCGGCUUCCGCGCCGCGUGUCGCGGCCGGCAACGGUGGCUAUUCGCUGUUCGCGCGGAGAGACGGUUUCGCGCCAUCCGCCAUUCUGCGACUCGAAGUCGCCGCGCUGCCGACAGCUGCUGCUGCUGAUAGUUCCGCUAUCCCCGCCGCCCCCGCCGCCACCGCCGCUUCCGCCGCAUCUGACGCUUCCGGGGCGGCGGGCGUGCUGAUCGCGCUGGCGGACUGCGUGAGGCUGGCGGCGCUGCCGUCUUUGGAGCCGCUGACGUGUCUCCCGCGCACAGCUGGCGCCACGUCACUGGCGUGGGACGCGGAGGGCGGCGUGCUGUGUGUGGCGAUCAAGCGGAGAGUCGUCGUGCUGCGGUUUGAUGGUGGGUCCGUGUGGGUUGGUGUGGCCGAGCAACCUCUAAGGAGGGGCGGGAGUUCACCUGCCCUUCGUCCUUCCCCUUUCAACUCUUUUCCUCUCCUCUCCUCCUCAGGCCGAGCAGCCUUCAAGAAGGAGCGCGAGUUCACGCCGUUCAAUCUUCAAGGAGCGCGAGCUCACCUGCCUGGACGCCCCUCUUACUUAGCCCGUUCAGCCUUUGCCACCCUCUUCCUCUUCCUCUUCCUCUUCCUCUUCCUCUUCCUCCUCAGCCAUGAAGACUGGGAGAGCUGCAGCCGUUCAACCUUCAAGGAGGAGCGAGAGUUCACGUGCCCAGACGCCCCUCUCAGGCCGUUGAUCCCAUCCCCUUCCCUUCAUCCUCCUCACCUGCCCCAAACUCUUUCCCUUUCGAACUAUUCCCCCCCCAGGCCAUUCAACCUUCAAGGAGGAGAGGGAGUUCACGUGUCCAGACGCCCCUCGCCUGCUCGCCCUGCCUUCUCCCACCUCUUCCUCCUUCCCAUCCUCUUCCCCUUUCCCAUUUCUUCCUUUCCCCGGGCCGCUCAGCCGUCAAGGAGGAGCGAGAGUUCACGUGUCCAGACACCCCUCUCAGGCCGCCGUUCAACCUUCAAGGAGGAGCGUGAGUUCACGUGUCCAGACGCGCCUCGCCUGCUCGCCCUCCCCUCGCCCACCACGCUCUGCGCCGCCACGCCCACCAAGUACCUUCUGCACCACAUUCCACCGCCCGGCACCGCUGGCAGCGGCGGCUCGUGGCGGGAAAUGUUGCCAUGUGGGCAGGUGGCCCCUCCCAGUGUGGUGAAGCUACCCCGUGGGGAGAUGCUGGUGGGGAAGGACAGCAUAGGGCUCUUUCUUGACGCCUCUGGUCGCCCUCUGCGCUCACACGGCAUUAACUGGUCGCGCCCGCCCUCCCACGUGGCUGUUAUGCCCCCCUAUGCCCUCGCCAAGCUGCCCAACUACAUCGAGGUGCGCUCCUUGCUCCCAGGUCAUGCUUUGGUGCAAACCAUCCCCCUGCGGGAACAUGCAGCGUUGUGGACUCCUCCAAAUCUCCCCACUGCCACUACUGGCGCCGUUGAAGGCAGCAGCAGGGGGGCAGGGCGGUCAGCCCGGGGUGUGUUUGCAGUGGCGGAGGAGAGUGUGUACAUCGUCGCUCCUGUCUCCCUUGCCGCUCAGAUCGACCAGCUUGUGAGCGAGGGGCUGUUUGAAGAGGCGCUCUCUCUGUGUGAGGGGCUGGAGGAUGAAGAGACUGUUUAUUCCACCUGUCUGACACCUUCUCCUUCUCUACUUCCCCUGCUCAUUGUGACACAGAUCGACCAGCUUGUGAGUGAGGGGCUGUUUGAGGAGGCGCUCUCUCUGUGUGAGGGGCUGGAGGAUGGGGAGGGGGAGGAGGAGGAAGGGGCGAGGGAGGGGGAGGAGGAGAGUGGCCAUCCGAGAAGGCGCAUGGACUUGGUUCGACUUCGCUAUACGCCAUAUUGCUGUGCAUCCAUGCUUCUGAGGUGCCUCAAAAGGAGGGGAGCGGCCAGCCAAGGAGGCGCAUGGCCAACUUGCCCUCUGCUCCUCGCGCUCUGCUCCUCGCCCCCUUUUUUCCUGAGCAUACUAUUAUCAUGUUAUCCACCCCCCUUCCCGCACCUCUCUCUCCUGCCCCCUCCCCCGUCUCUCCCUCCCCACCAGUCUGGCCCACCAUCUCUUCUCAUCGGCACCAUAGACAGCAGUAGCAUCAGCGGCAGCAGCAGGCAGGGAACGAGUGGUGGUGGUGGGGGGGGGUCUUUCGAAGGGCCUCUGGAUGCAGCGUCUGUUUCUCGCGCUGCUGCUGCUGUCACUGCUGCCGCUUCUGCUGGGACUGCUGCAAUAGCCGCGCAAUCAGCAUCUUCUGAGUUCUCCCCUGCAGCAGUCGAUCGCUUCAUUGCUGCUCUCUCUCUUCCGAGCUCUCUCUCUCAGCCUCAUCUUCCUGCUGCUUCUUCUCCCUCGGUUGUCAUUCCGAAUCAAAGAGGGAGAGCUGGGACUGAUAGUGAGUUGCUUCAGAUGCAAAGUGAAGGAGCGGGGAGAGGAGGAGGGGGGGCGUCCACGUCAGCAACGGGUGUUGCUGACUCAGCGGACCCGAUGCAGCCACUCCGAUCGGCCCUGCAUGCGUUGUGGGCGGCGGACAACUUCUGCCACGUCAGCACUGUGGAGGCGGCGCUGCGUGAGGAGGACAGGUGGCGUCAGCAGCCACGUCAGCAGCCGUUCGUGCUGGAGGCGCUGACGUGGCGCUUUGAGGACGACCCGACAGCAGCGCUGGCGCUGCUCACCUCACUGCGACACCCACCGCCCAACGACCUGGUGCUCUCUCUCAUUCGUCAGGUGGCCCCUCACCUCAGUGCCUCCUUCCUGGAGCAUCUCUUAGAGCAAACCGCUCAGGCCAUGGGCGAGGGGGGUGGAGGGGAGGGCGUGGGGGAAGGGGGCAGGGAGGGGGAGGGGGAGGAGGAGCAGGAGGGAUUUGGAGAGGGUUGGAGGGGUAGCAGCGGUGGUGGGGGGAGCGGGAGAGGGAGUGGGGAGAGUGGACGGCGGUGGAGUAGCAGUAGUGGUGCUGGUGUGUCUGGUGGGGGUGGGGGUGCGGGUGGGGAGGUGCAGGAUGUGGGAGCAGCGGCAUCCCAGCUACAGCUAGACCUGGUUCGGCUCAGCCUUCACCGGGUCAAAACGGAGCUCUGCCAAUCAGCAGCAGCCACGUCAGCAGCAGCAGAAGCAGCAGGCGAGCGCACUGGUGUGAUUGGUCCAGAGAGGGCCAAGCUGGCAGCUGUGCUGCAGCGGGUCAGACUGCGUCUCAUUCCAGAGGUGCUGCAAAUGCUUCCUCCAGACUCCCUAUUCGAGGAGAAGGCCUCCCUUCUUCUGCGCCUCCUGCUCCACACCUAUGCCCAUCCACCUGCCCAAGCCAUUGCAGCCGCACCAACAGCAACAGCAGGAGGAGCAGCAGGAGGACCGGGUGCAGCGCCCGUUCACGCGGCUACUGUGGGAGCAGUGGCGCCUUUAGGUGCAAGAACGCCCAUGCGUGCAGCAGAGGCGGCAGCAGCAGCAGUGGAUGCAAUGGGGGGCCGGGAUGCGUUGCUGUGGAUGGUGCUCGUGCUCUACGCCAGGAAGCUGAGUCAGACUCUUCACUGCAUCCCCAUCUGCGACCAGCUGCUCUCCCUCUCCUCUCCUCUUGCAUGUGAUGUGUGUUUUUCUAGGUCUCAAAAGGCACCACAAGGUCUCACGGGCGUGACAUGUGUUUCGAAAGAAGGGAGGGAAGCAGGUCAAGCCUUUGAUGCGGUUGGGAGGCGAGGGGGGGCGAACAGGUGGGAGAUGAGGGAGGGAGUGAUGGUGGGGGCGGCUCUAGAGGUGAUGGAGAGGCGGUGGGCAAUGGUUGACCCCUGGGAGGCGUUACACAUGCUACCAAGUGACGUACCUUUGCAGAGCGUGCUGCCAUACCUGGAGGCAGUGCUGCGGGCGGGCAGCGAGCAGAGGAGGAACAGCUCUGUGGUGAAGAACCUGAGGCGCAGCGAGAACCUGCAGCUCCGGGAGGAGUUGGCGAAUGGCAGGAAGCGCCACGUCAGCAUCACGGGGGACCGGCUGUGCGCCAUCUGUCGCAAGCGGAUUGGAGGGAGCGUGUUUGCCGUCUAUCCGGGCGGCACGCUGGUGCAUUUUGUCUGCUUCCAACACCACCAGAUGCAGCUGCCUGCUUCUGCUGGUCCGUGA